Molecule: messenger RNA, 285 nt
Organism: Knipowitschia caucasica
Lineage: Eukaryota; Metazoa; Chordata; Actinopteri; Gobiiformes; Gobiidae
Source: the annotation of a GenBank genome assembly
AUGCCCCAGGGAACAGACCUGAAGACCAAAGACCUCAAAACUAAAGCUAAAGAGGUGGCGAGAAGUCUCCGGGAAGAGCUGGGACCCAUCUCCUCCGCCCUGCUCCAGAGUGACUGGUUUGUGGAGGCAGCGGUGAGAAAUCUGAACAUCCAGCUCCAAGACCUCGGCGAGGACCGAGGCCGACGACCAGGACGCUUCUUCUCUCAAGUUUUUAAGAUGUUCAGGACCAGGAAGAGCAGAGUGUCGCCUGGUCCUCUGAGAGCAUACCUCAGAUCAGCGUGUUAA